Molecule: messenger RNA, 759 nt
Organism: Fusarium oxysporum Fo47
Lineage: Eukaryota; Fungi; Ascomycota; Sordariomycetes; Hypocreales; Nectriaceae
Exons: 3
Coding region: 136-759 (207 amino acids)
Biological process (GO): regulation of transcription by RNA polymerase II
Molecular function (GO): DNA-binding transcription activator activity, RNA polymerase II-specific
Source: RefSeq, a predicted model, not a curated record
GUUGAUGUUUGUACAGCAGAGCUUCCCCCCAGUAGUCGUCUCAGAAUCAUGGCUUCUCACUAAGUUUGUUGCCAAUUACCAAGACACUGGGAAUGAUCUCGAAACAAGAUAUCCACAGCUUGCGUUUCUCCAGGGAUGCAUAGUGCGUCAGUUUGCAGGGAACAGAAGACAGCAUGCCUCCAUGCCGUGAAAUCACUCUUCCGCCGUAUUGCAGUGCUUUCAGACAACCUCGGAGACCCUGAGCCUGGUAAGAUAGUUUGGGGCUGGGGACUUGAAGCAUGCCAGACCUUUCUGGAUCUGUGCUCAGCUCGACAUCCCGUAGCACUCGUUAUUCUGGGUCACUUUACUGUCUUAAUGAGCUAUAGUCAGGAGCAUUGGUGUCUGAGAGACUGGCCAAUCGGUUUGUUGAGCUACAUUAAGGGGCUCCUUGGAGAUGAGUGGGAAGAUGCCAUGAAAUUGCCGGGAGGUCUUGUCUUUGGGAUAGAAACCUUAGCACCGAUAGGCUUGCCGCGGCUACUCGCACCAGCCGACGCAGGCCGUAUCAAUACGGGCAGUGAUCCACUAGCUGUACACAACCGCAUGCUCACUAAAUGCAGCUAUUCUAGGUCUCAGCACCAGCCCAUGAUUCGUGCCAUUGAGGCUUCCAACAUCAAGCCUGUUCUGGACCAACAGGUCUUCAAGCUCGAGGACCUCAAAGAGGCUUAUCAGUACCUGGCAGACCAGAAGCAUUUCUGCAGAGUUGCAGCCAAGAUUGAGUAG